CCCUCUUUUUGAAGGUUAUCCCCACGUAAAGGUGGAUCUCCAACCGACACCACACGCAAAAAAACCUAUACAAAUAUUAUUGACCAUUUAAAUAGCACCUCUCAGCACUUUAAACCCCCACAAUCUCGUUAUUGAAUUACUCUCAACUGAAUUUUUAGCGUUGAACCGGGAGAACAGGCCAGCUCACAAAUCUACUUGACACUUGCAUCCCCCUCCCGCGGACAACUCUUUUUUUCGUGACUGUCCACUACAUCGAGCAAUUCCCCCUCCUCCCCGCACCGCCACUUGACUCACCACAAUGUGUUUUAUAUGCACUUGCGGGAACGAUAGAAACAGCAGUAGAGACAUGACUGCGAUAGCAGACGUAUUACGGUCUUAAGUGCAGUUGCACUCGUGUUAUUGACGUCGGAGUGCGUCGGAACGACUAAUCCCCAUAAUACUAAUCCACAAAUUUUUAUCCAUCCAACCAAUUGCCCUCGAGGAUUUCCGGGCGCCAAUAAAAUAUUUAAAAUGUCGUCUCCAACCCAAGUGCUGAAAAGCAUUGGUCCGAAGCUCGUGCCAUUCUUCAAAAGUGUCUGCGUGUAUUUCGUGCUUUUGGCAGAACAACCGUCGUUACUCACGGCGUGUUUCAAAUGUUUGCCAAUAAUCAGUCUUAUCAUAUUUGUACUCCUACACGGGAUGAAUUUAUCCGAAGAGUACACAUACUCGAGAAGGAUAUUAACUGGUCUGGUGUUCAGUUGCUUGGGUGAUGCCUUUAUAGUCUGGCCGCAUUUCUUUUUACUGGGAAUGGGAAUGUUCGCUAUUGCACAGAUCAUGUACAUCACGGCGUUCGGUUUUAAACCGCUGAAUCCAUCGCUGGGGGUUUUCAUUUUCUCCCUGUCAUUACUUGUUCUCUAUACGCUGAUGCCUGGGUUGAGUGGUGUUCUGACAAUAGGGGUACCGAUAUACACGUUUCUACUCGUAACUAUGUCAUGGCGAGCUGUGUCCAGAGUGCUGUUCUUCAAAGAACCAUGGACAUGGACGAAGCUCUGCAGUUGCAUCGGCGGUAUAUUCUUCGUAAUAUCGGACACACUCCUAGGUCUUCACCACUGGUACCACCCAAUGCCGUACGCAACGGUGUCAAUAAUGCUGACUUACUACGCGGCGCAGCUUGGAAUAGCCCUCAGUGCUGUCGACUCGAGGGAAAAUGCCAAACCCACUGUUAAACAGCGAUAAUUAUUUAAUUCUAAUUACCUGAACGUUAAGAGAGACAUCUCUUGUCUUUUUCUCUUCUGUAUUAGAAAAUUCCUGAGGAAAAAAACAUUAUUUGUUGACACUGCCACUAUCUCUAGGCAGAGACUGCACUGGAGGGUAUAAUUAGGAUCGAAUUAGGGGGCAAUCAAACUGGCAAUGAUCUCUGACGUUGGAAGGCCUUUUCAUUGUUGUUGACGUAAAAAACUAUUGUAUUGGGUAAUGUUCUAAUUUGGUUUUAAAUAGUACAAGGGUUUUUUCCAUUCUUUCCUCUUUCAUCAUGCACUGUUGGGAUUUUUUUUUUUUUUUAAUUUAAAUCAUAGCUGCAUUUGAACUCUGAGUUUUGUGAAUUUUCAUGCAGUUUGAGAUAAAAUCGUUUGUGAAAGUCGAUAAUAUUGAGUUGUUGAAAAUGUUUCACUUAAAAUUCCAGAAGUGAUUUUCUAACAGUUUCUAACUCAUCAUAGAAACAUUAGGUUCAGAGGACGAAUGUCACAUCUGCUUAUCGUCUAGAUCGGACACGGUAAUGACACAGUGAUUGAUUGAAUAACUGGGUAGUUGAAGAAAUGAAAGAAUUAUCUAGACUAUUACGAGUGGAUCACGAGAUGAAACACGAAUGCAAAUGGAAAACCAGUGCAAAAUGAACCCGAGACUAUGUUUACGUAAUAAUUCAGUAUUUUUCCGAUUUUUUAUUCAGAUAUCUUUUUUACUUUCUGUAAAACCAGUCUCCAUGAAAAUUAGACAUUGAAUCUCUCUCGACACUGAUUAUGUUAAUUCCACGUUUGUGAUGUUUAAUCUCAUGUAAUGUAAAUUAAGAAUUUAUCGUAUGGUUAGAGAAAAAAUGUUCUGCAAACAUGCAACCUUCGGUACCUUUAAAUCCAGAUGAGAAUCUAUUAUUAGUAAUGAGAGACGGAGGGAUGGCGUGACGCAGUGAACGAUGUAGAGUCGGUUUGAGUGUUAUUUUACGCAGGACUUUUUGGUCUAUUAUUUAAGGACUUCACUCUUAAUUUCCAUGAAAUUCAGGAAGGAAGUUAUUAGGUGCAAUUUUAGGGUCUGUGAUUUAUCCAAGAGGUUUGAUUCAUUUCUUUUUUUAUGGAGAUUAGGAGGCGAGGCGAGGCGAGUCGAGGCGAUGCGAGUCGAGUGGAGAUACGAGUGAAUAAUAAUUUUUUGCAAUAGACUGAUGGAUACACUGGAGAGUAAUAACUUCAAUAAGAUGCAGAGAAUGUAAAUAGAUUAUUUUUAAUAUAAUACUUUCUGAUUCUGAAAGUGGCAUAAUGUUGAAUUAAAUGUUCAAAUCGUAGAGAAAAGUAUAAAUUUAUUCAACUGUACGUUAUUUCUAGUUCUCGAUGAAUAAUGACAACUCAUUGAGUAAAUGAGGAAAAAUAUAUUAUCAUUCUCUGUUGACUGAAAAACUAUCCAAUUAUAAAGCUCAAUUUUAAAUUCUUCAAUAGACAAAAAGUGUGCACGUAGCAGGAAGAAAAAUAGAGAAAUAUUUUGUCGUUAUGUAGACCUAGAGGGACCGGUAACAUUGAAUGUUGAAGUUUAAAUAAAUAUAUAGACAGAGACUACAAACAA
Diachasma alloeum is the source of this 2802-nucleotide messenger RNA. Its product is annotated as lysoplasmalogenase-like protein TMEM86A. Gene Ontology annotation, cellular component: membrane. The coding region runs from base 511 to 1215 and encodes 234 amino acids. The transcript is spliced from 6 exons. Lineage: Eukaryota; Metazoa; Arthropoda; Insecta; Hymenoptera; Braconidae. The record is from RefSeq and is a predicted model, not a curated record.